AUGUUGAAAGUAUAAAAGAGAGAAAUUAAAACCAAUUUUCCCCUAUAAAAGAAAUUUGAUUUUGUGAUAUCGAAUCGUCUUUAAUAAAAAGCCAUCUUUUUAAUGCUUAACAUAUAUGCCUGUCUAAAGGGUUUGUGAGUGAGUGUUUGAGAAAAUUUGGCAGUGCUUAUUUAUAUAUCAAGGAAUUUGGUGGCAUUUGAUAUAUUUUUUUGAUUUUUAUUUUUUUGGUGUUGUGUCUUGUGUAGAAUUUUGACUGCCAAGUAAAGAAAAUCGAUAAUUCAGUACUGUAUCUUACGGUAAAGGUGAUCUGAGGCUGCAUACAAAAAAAAAAAAAAACACAGCACGGAGAAGAGAACAACAACAACCGCAACGACGACGACAACAACGGUUGAGGGCGAAGAGGUCUGCGACAAACAAAAAUAACAGCACUACGUAGCAUUGCCAGUAUCAGUAGCAGCAGCAGCAGCAGCAACCUUACACAGUGUGUGUGUGUGUGUUUACAUGUGUUUGGUUGAUGAGAGAGGGGGAUAUAAACGACUCUCAGACUUUCUGGUAAUACCUACAACACUGUAUAGCAAAAACCAUCAUCGUAGUAUCUUCCAUUCGUCGUAUGGUUUGGUCGGUAUUUGGAUUCUCGUAAGCCGCCCCGGUUUAAUAGUUGGUGACUUUUUUCUGUUGUUGUUGGCCCUCCUGCACUGCCCCAACUUACUGUGUGUGUUUGGCGAGACGUGACGUCUGUGUACGCGUAUAUGAGAUUUUAUAGAGAGACAAAGAGAGUAUGUUUUGUGACAUGAGAGCAGACAUGGCCUAACUGUUGGAUUUUUGUGUUUUUUCUCUUCUUUCAUACACCUAGAGAGCAAAAGGCAAAAUCAACACCCGCAUGUUGGGCAUUGUCAUCACUUGGUAGUUUAGCUGAUUGUGUGAGAGAGAGAGGGAGAGGAAUAUUGACACAGGCCUCAAUGAUAAUCACAAUAAUCAUCACUCUCUGCCAGCCAGUCAGUGAGUGAGUGCGUGCAUGCGUGAGUGAUGAUGCCCAUACAAUAAUGAAGUUUAAAAACGUAGCCGAGUGUAUCCUACAACUACUACGAGCAGCCAAAACAACAACAGCAACAAGAACGUCCUAGACGACUACGACAACAACUACUAUCGGUGUAUCGGCGCGUAUCAUAGUCGUCGUAUCUUCGUUAUUACUACUAUCGGCGUUUAACAUUGCAUCUCGUUUGUUGUGUACGCUGUCUGCUAGUAUUCUGUUGGCGGUGGCUAAGGCGGUAGUGGUAAUGCUACAAUAUUUACUCCCGGCUUUGGUGGACCAUAAUUCCUUCUUCCCGGCUCUCUUUGCAUUGCCGUCAUCAUCAACAUUAUCAUCUUUGUCUCCGUCUCCGUUUUAAUCAUAAUCAUUAAGCUCCGAAAAUGCCGAAAUAGAGAUGCAAAAAAUUAACAUAGAAGACGACAACAAUGUCUGACUUUUUCUGUGAUGUGUGUAUUUAAUACUUGUACUAAUCAAAAAAAAGAGGAAGAGGAAAUAAAAAAUAUAAAAAAUAUGCCCAGAAAAAGGAAGCAUAAUAAAGCUUAAGCAAAAAAAAAAACAACAACAAAAGUCGUUUCCUGGAAUUGUGUAAAUUAUAGAUAUCCCUAUUUUUUCAAAGGAAAUUUAUAAGGGACUUCUUCCCUUUAAAAAAAAAAAAACAAAUUAAAUUCUUUUUUUGCUAUUCAUUAUCGCUGUUGGCGGUCAAUAAUGAUAAAAUUUGUCAAGCACAAACAACAACCACAACAACACCACCAGCAGCAGCAACAACAACAACCAAUUUCAUCACAGCAAGAGUCGUCGCCCUACUCUGUGUAUACAUCCUCCUACAAAUCAGCCAAGAAUUUUUUUAGGAAAAAGGGCGAAUCAAAUGACUCGGGUACUGAAUCGGAUGGCGACAUCUUAGAUGUAGAUAUUAAACAUCAUCAUCACUUAGAGUUGGAUAUGGAAACUAGUUUUAGUUCCUGCACAGAUGCAAACUCUCCGACCGAUACAAUUUGUUCAUCAGAAUCUUCUGCGAUGAUGUGUAAAUCCCACCUUCAGUACGAUCAGCAUAGUUCCGAGGAAGAGCUUGAAGUUAUCAAUGGACCUUCAUCGGUGGCUGCGGCUGAGGCGGCGGCCCAUGCGAGCACCAAUGUGCUGACAACAGUGCGUGGCACAUCAUCGCUGAUAUCAGAACGUGGCACCUCAUCGUUGGAUCCCGAUGAGUUGCAGGGAGAAGCAGCGGCAUUAAAAAGGUCCAGUUCCACAUUGGUGGAGAAUCGUAAACGAUCACUGGCACACAGUUCCGAUGAUGAUUUACGAAAUUUCUUGGAACCGAUUUUAACGCCUGUCAACUUUCGCACAUCACCGCCUUUGGAGGCUUUCAAGCCGAAUCGUAGCCACAUGUAUCGCUCGACAACGCCACUCAUCUUGCAGGAGGCACGUUGUGGCAUUGAAAAUAUUAAGUUAUGUGAUAAUAGUGUUAAUGAUGAAAACGGUGGAGCAGCUGCAUCAGGGAUGGUGGGCAACAACGGCGAUUCCUCGUGUGGGGCCAUGGGUGCCAACGAGGAAGAAAAUGCCGAAAAUAAUGCCGACAGCGCAAUGGGCGGCGGUGGCCAUCACAGCACCGGCAGCAUUAUCAAAAUGAAGAUGAGCGGCUCGACCAGCAGCCAUCACAUUUAUCAACCUCAAGCCAAGCAUAAUUUUCAUUUUAAUAGUUCGCGCAGUAGUCCUGCCUCCACGACUGGUCUCGAUGUUGAGGUACGAUCGGUUAGUCCACCAGCGAAACUCUUCCAUUGUGCAAUAUCACCGAGACGCCGACCCAUGCGCACACCACACAACUCACAGCGGUUGCAGAGACCGCACAGGCCAUGUUUAGAUUUUGAUAAAAUGCAGCAGGUUAGUUUGUAAUGUAGAGCCAAAUCAAACAGUAACAACAACAACAACAACAAUUACCAUCAAAAACAAACACAACAACAGCAGCAGCAGCAACAACAGUGCUAUUAUCAACAACACCACACCAACCACCCACAACAGCAACAGCAACAGGAGCAGCAAAGAAUAACUACAACAGCAAGCAUAAUUUCUGAAACAAAUAAUACAGCAACAACAACAACAACAGAAACUAAUAACAACAACAAUAAUAAUAAUUUAGCAACAAUAAUACGAUGUAACUACAACAACAACUACUACUACAACUACAGCCGCAACAGCAACAAAAUGAAAAUUCCCAGGAACAACUACAACUAUUUCUGCAAGACUACCACCAACAACAACAAUGCAUCAAUAACAAAAGCAACGGAAACCGCAACAACAUCAGAAAUAACAGGAUUAUCAGCACCAUCUACAACAAAAGCAGCAGAAACAAUAACCACUUCAAGUAUGGCGAGUGAAUGUGUACCUAAUAUUCGGCAAAGGAAUACGAAAAUAACAACAACAGCCACAACAUUGUUUGAAGCAAUCAAGGAAGAGGUGGAAGUUUGACAACGACAGCAACAACAAGCAUUACAACAACAACAACAGCAGCAGCAGCAACCGGAAGCCAAAAAGCGACGAAAAGGAAACACUUCAAAUAUCGAUAACAACAACUCAACUCAUAGUCACACCACAUAGGAAACUAACAAACGCUACAGAAGCAACAACAACAACACCACCUCCAUCAUCAUUAUUAUCAUCAUCAUCAGCACCAACCGCCACAACAUCCAUCAAAACAACUACAGCAUAUUUAGAUUUUUAAUCUAUUCCUAUACAAUUCGUGUUCUUACCCGUGUUCUUAGACUAAGCAUUCACUUCAGGUUUUAAGUUUUUUCUUUAUGCUAUUUUAAGCCUAAAGGGGGCGGUAUGCACCUUAAACGAAUUUUUCGUUGCCUUAAGAAAUGCAACCGAAAUUUUCGGUUUGCUUUGUGUUAUAGGGUGACAUUGAAAGCAUUGGAAUUUUUUUUUUUUUUGGUUUCAUUGUAAAGAAAACUUUUGCUUUGAUAAUAUUUUCCAACACGCAAUGGAUUUAUUUCCACAAAAUAACGCUGAAUAUUGAUAAGCGUGGGCAGAUUGGCAAAACGAAUGCAUAGUUUUUUUUUCACCAUGUGUUUGCUACCGGCAAUUUCGUUGGAGGUGCAUACUAGGCCUAAGACUGAAAAUCUAGCCGUACCCCAGAGUGAAGUCUUAAUCGAACAAAAAAGGGAGGAGGUUCAAUAUUGUAGCUUUUUUCUACUAAAUCUUGUGCUAGUGAACAGGGAUCCUGUUUUAUUUCUGCAUUAUGUCAUAGUGCCAAACUGCAAUAGUUUUCAGUUAAUUUUAUUCACUGAUUAGUUAUCGAUAACAACCGAUAACACUUAAUUUUUCUUUAUCGAUAUCAAGCAAAAACCAUCGAUAACACAUACUUUGCACUGUUUAGCAUCGUAAUAAAACAGGCCCAUGUUUACAAAAUUUUUAAAAAUUACAAAUUGAAUUUUUGUUUUGUAUUUGAAACUAUUUUGAAGCUCCAAUUGUCGAUCAAAAUCGUAUUUGCCAAAGCGUAGCCUAUAUUUUUGAUCUUAAAGCCUUUAAGUAACAAUUUCACAGAUUUUAAAUAUUUUUUAUAAAAAAUGGAAAACGUCUUGUUUCUAUAAAUUGUGCCUGCUCACAUAUGAAACGAUCUAAUAUCGAUUCCUUUCUGAUAAAAAUAUAUCGAUUUUUCAUUUUUUUGUUUUUUUUUUUUGUAAAUAUUGAUUUUGUAGAAAACAAUGUGUUUUAUGGACAAGUUAUCGAUUCUUUGAGGAGAGAGUUAUCAACUUUUUCUGUGGAAAAUGUAUCCAUAUUUUUCUGUGAAAAAAUAAGUAAUGUUUUCUAUGGGAAGAAUAUCCAUUCUUUCUGGAAAAAAAUUUAACGAUUUUUUCUGAUAAAAAAUCUUAAAACAUUAAAAAAAAAUGUGUGCGAAAAAUCGUUUUUUUUUGUUGAAAAAUCUUCGACUUUUUGUCGUAGUUCAAAAUUAUCGUUUCUUUUCUGAUAUUUUCUUACUAAAAAAUUUUUAAUAAUUUUUUACUAACAAAAUUUGUGAUUUUUUUUACUAAAAAAUAUAAUUUUUUUUCAACUUAAAAGUUAUCGAUUUUUCUAAAUUUAUCGUUUUUUUUCCAAUAAAAAGUUAUCGAUUUUUCUGACCAACUAAUUGUUAAAGUAAAAAAUUAUCGAUACUCUGGUAAAAUAAUUUAAAUUUCAUAGUAAAUAUUUCGAUUUUUUUUUUGACACAUUUCGAUUCUUUUUAGUUAAAAUUUAGAUUUUUUAGUAAAAAUUUAGAUAUGUUUUCUGAAUAGAAUUGUAAUAGCAAUCGAUAAUCGAGCAAAAACAUUUCGAUUUUUUUAGUAAAAAAAUUUUUAUUUUUUUAGAAAAAGAUUUGAGUAAAAUUUUUUUAUAUUGUCUCAAUAGAAAUUUAUUGGCAAUCGAUGAUCGUUUAUUGCGGUUGCAGUCCACAACCCAUAAAACAAAGUUUUAAAUCAUACAUCAGAAAAAUCUCUUGAAGCUUAGUGCGAGUUUGUUUUUGUAUAAGCAGGUCAGAAUCUAUGCUGAUAUUUUUUUUAUGGUCGAUUUUUUUCUGAGUAAGAAGUUAUCGAUUUUUUCUGAGUUAAAAACUAUCGAUUUGUUUCCGAUUCAACAUUAUAUAUUUUUUUCUGCUGAAAAAUGUGUCCAUAUAUAUCUUUGGAUAUCUAAUUGAUUUAUUGUUCUAUUUAAGUACUUGAUAGAACGAAGUAUGCGUUAUCGAUAGCUUAAUAGAGCAACAAUACUCGAUAGCAAUCAAUAACAGUUCUAUGCGAUUGCAAUCGGGUCAUCGAUAAGACAAUGUUUUAAAAUAUAUUUCUCAAAAAUAUGUUGAAACUAAGUGUGAAUCAGUUUUUUUCCAUAGACGGGUGAAAAUAUAUGCUCAAGCUGAGUAACCAUCGAUAACAGUCGAUAACUCUCCUUUUUGACUACCUUUUGCGAAGAUAAAUCUGAUUCAAUCCUUACUCAAUUCUUUUUUUAUUAUUCCAUAACGUAUGAUCAAACGUUAUCGAAAGAUAUCGAUACAUAGCUAUCCAAAAAGAUCGCCCUGUUGAGUUAACUUACUAGACCAUCGUCUAAUAACACGUUUACAUUGAAAUUUGUAUGAUCUGGAUUUGACUAAAUCCAAAAAUAAAUCCUGUCCGUUUAUACUGCGUUUUUUGGGGAUUUAAGUGACAUACACAAGCGUACAUGCGUAUACAUGUUGUGCAUAUCACACACACAUCCAGACACAAUUACCGAAAACAGUUGCAUAUUUUGCUCAUUUUAUCGAUUAUUCAGCCAUGAGAUCGAGUUUAUUUGGGAUUUAAAAAUAAAUGCUGCAAAAAUGUUAUUUAUUUUUGUAUGAUGAAACCUGGAAAAAAAAUACAGGAUUUAACACUUAAAUCUCGAAAAAGCCAUAAAUCCGGAUUUAGUGGCCAAUGUAAACGUACUUUAAAAGUUUUUUGAUCAUAUCAAGCAUCAUAGGCACUCAAAAUUUGUGUAAAAGCCGGUGGCGCGCGGCCUCCCACUGAGACUCUCCGCUCAAUACCGCCGAUUGUCCUCGACUACCGUUGCAAGUACUUCGUAUGGAGCAUUCCACUACGCAACCUGUGGACGUGCUCGGUAGCUUGCAUCUAAACUUCUCGUGAUCGCAAUGAACACCAUACAGAUCGAACCUCAAUGUUCCAGCCUGUGUGGUGCUCACAACUAUCCCGUGCCGGAUUGCCAGUCGGUGUUACCAUCUGAUGUCAAACAAGCAGACUUGAACUGUAUAAAAUUUUUGCGUUUUAUUUUGGCCAUUCACGGCUAAAAUGCAGCAAGUAUUGUUUUGUCUCAGUGCUAUGGGUAAUCCACAGUUAUAACUCAAUAUCGAUAUAAAUAGUUUAUUAGAUUAUGCAGGAUUUGUUACUCUGAAUAGUUCCCGAUUACAUCCUAUAACUCAGUAUUUUCACCAAUAAAGCGGAAACAUUCACAGCAUUGCUCUCGAUAACUCGUGAUAGUUUUAAAACAUCAAUAGCAGACGAUUAGGCACGUUUAUCUCUUAAAGGGGCAAGUCAUAUGUACUGGACAAAUUUCGAAUUUAACAUUACACUAGAUAGUUAUCGAUAUGGUACUAUAAUAUUCCAUAGCAAAUACACCGUUCAACUGUGUUGCCAUAAAAUAUAACAGGGGCUUACAAUGCAAUGAGCCUUAGAAUGGUUAUCGACAGUGAUUGUUUACGAAAAGACACUUUGACAAGUUUUCGACUAGUUAUGGGAUAAGUUUCGAUAACCAAUACUUUUUACAAACCCUAAAACUAAAAUGAUACCGAAUCGUGGAUAACCAUUAGCCUAAGAACACUUAUAAAUGUCAUGCAUUAUUUCGAUUACAGUUAUCGUGAAAGUGAAAUUACUAUAUUAGGCGAUUGUUAUUGAUAACAAAAAUUUCACCAUGAGAAUUAAGAUAAACAGGGCAUAGGAAUAAAAAUCAACAUAAAAAUAGUUAUCGAUAACAUUCGAUGACAGUCGAUAACUCGAUUACUGUUAUAGCUUUUCAAAAAUCCAUGAAAUUUUCCUUUUUUGAAAUAUUUUAAAUUUUGCCAGUUAAUUCUAUGGAAAGUCUUACCAAAAGCAAUUGAUCUCCUUUGGAAAAUCAAUAGGAAUUGAUUUUUACCAA
Stomoxys calcitrans (stable fly) is the source of this 7654-nucleotide messenger RNA. RefSeq lists its product as uncharacterized. The transcript is spliced from 4 exons. The record is from RefSeq and is a predicted model, not a curated record. Lineage: Eukaryota; Metazoa; Arthropoda; Insecta; Diptera; Muscidae. Bases 1736 to 2917 code for a protein of 393 amino acids.